This is a messenger RNA of Alternaria atra, 735 nucleotides long. RefSeq lists its product as uncharacterized. The record is from RefSeq and is a predicted model, not a curated record. Lineage: Eukaryota; Fungi; Ascomycota; Dothideomycetes; Pleosporales; Pleosporaceae. The transcript is spliced from 3 exons. The coding region runs from base 1 to 735 and encodes 244 amino acids.
AUGAAGUUCCUCGCUGUUGCCGUCGCUCUAUUGCCCGCACUUGGGUCAGCGCAUACCAUCGCUCAGCGUGUCAGGAUCAACGGGCAGGACCUUGGUCAAGGCAAUGGUAUUCGCGUUGCGCCUUCCAACAAUCCCAUCACGAACGUCAAUGAUGGUAACAUUGCUUGCAAUGCCGGUGCUUCGUCCUCCAGUAAGGUCAUCGACGUCAAGCCUGGAGACAAGGUCGGUGUCAACUGGGGUCAUGUUGUCGGCGGAGCACAAUUCGCAAAUGAUCCCGAUCACCCGAUUGCCAAAUCCCACAAGGGUCCAGCAAUCUUCUACAUGGCGAAAGUCUCAAAUGCCGCCUCCGCUUCCCCCUCUGGCCUCCAAUGGUUCAAAGUCUCUGAAGACGGCCUCGAUAGUUCGGGAAACUGGGGUGUCGACCGCAUGAUCUCAAAUGGUGGAUGGACUGAAAUGACGAUGCCGUCCUGUGUUGCACCUGGCCAAUAUCUCCUCAGGGCCGAAAUGAUCGCUCUGCACAGCGCUAGCACAACCGGCGGUGCGCAGUUCUACAUGGGCUGCGCGCAGAUCAAUGUCUCAGGGUCUGGAUCGAAGAUCGGGAAUACGGUCAGCUUCCCUGGUGCCUACAAGGCGGAUGAUGCUGGGAUCAAGCUUAGCAUCUACAAUGCUCAAGGCCAGCCCAAGGGGAACGGAACACCGUACAAGAUCCCUGGUCCGGCGAAGCUGCAAUGCUAG